Molecule: messenger RNA, 543 nt
Organism: Paramecium octaurelia
Lineage: Eukaryota; Ciliophora; Oligohymenophorea; Peniculida; Parameciidae
Source: the annotation of a GenBank genome assembly
UGAAAAGAAAAACGAGAUGUUAAGAUAAAAGCCUAAAAUGAAAAGAAAGAAUUCAUUGUCAUUUAAGAAUCAAUCUGCAGACAUCCCCAAAAUCAAAUACUUAAUUAGAAAAUUAGAUAAAAACAAUAUUCCUCUAUUUACUUAAUCAGCUUGUAUUGGAUUAUCGAAAGAAGGCCAAAAUCAAUUUAAUUAGGAUUAAAUUCAUUUGUUUUCUUUUGAAGAAGAGCAUCGCAGAUGGAUUUAUCAAUAUAUGAAGAGCCAAACUUAAAAUCAUUUUUGUUCUAUACAACAUAUUUUUAAUCACUUUUUAACCAAUUUUUAAGUAGAAACUAAUUUUCAAAGACCAAUUUUACAAAAGUUGUGAAGUCCUUGGGCUUCAUAUAAAAUUACUUCAAAAAUUAAGUUUGCAGCUACAACCAGUUACAAUAAAGUAAAUAAUAUAUUAAUACAUUGACAAUUUUAUUUCAUUUGAAAGAAGAAAAUGAAAUCAUAUAUCUAGAUGAAACUGGAAUAAGCAAAGAUUUUAUUUGACCCAAAGUGUGG